GUCGGUUUCUUUCCAGUUCGUAGACUGCGCCUUCCUCCCCACCCCCCGGGUUGAUCCCAUAACGUCUCCUCGAUCGUAGGCUUCGAUCGGUAGAGGGCCUUGUGCGACAUGGCGGAGGUGUCGAGGAGGAGACCGAAGACGAAGAUCGUUUGCACCUUGGGCCCUGCGUCGAGGUCCGUGGAGAUGAUCGAGCGGCUCCUGAGGGCGGGAAUGAACGUCGCCAGGUUCAACUUCUCCCACGGAUCUCACGCCUACCACCAGGAAACCCUAGACAACCUCCGCACCGCCAUGGAGAACACCGGGAUCCUCUGCGCCGUCAUGCUCGACACAAAGGGUCCAGAGAUCCGGACUGGGUUUUUGAAAGAUGGCAAGCCUGUCCAUCUAAAAAAGGGUCAAGAAAUCACUAUCACUACUGAUUACAGCAUAAAUGGUAAUGAAGACAUGAUAUCCAUGAGCUACAAAAAGAUAGCAGAGGAUUUGAAGCCAGGCAGUGUCAUUUUAUGUGCUGAUGGGACUAUUACAUUUACGGUGCUUUCUUGUGAUAAGGAGUCAGGGCUGGUUCGCUGUCGCUGUGAGAAUUCUUCAAUCCUUGGUGAGAGAAAAAAUGUCAACCUUCCAGGUGUUAUUGUCGAUCUUCCUACGCUAACAGAGAAGGACGAGGAGGAUAUCCUGAAAUGGGGUGUCCCAAACAAAAUCGACAUGAUAGCUCUGUCGUUUGUACGCAAAGGUUCUGAUCUUGUGGAGGUCAGAAAAGUUCUUGGAGAACAUGCCAAGUCAAUCAUGCUGAUGUCCAAGGUUGAGAAUCAAGAAGGGGUGGCUAACUUUGAUGAUAUUCUUGCAAAUUCAGAUGCUUUCAUGGUUGCACGGGGUGAUUUGGGAAUGGAAAUUCCUAUUGAAAAGAUAUUUUAUGCGCAAAAGGUAAUGAUUUUCAAGUGCAAUAUUAAAGGAAAACCUGUUGUUACAGCAACUCAAAUGUUGGAAUCGAUGAUCAAAUCUCCUCGUCCCACUCGAGCAGAAGCAACCGAUGUUGCUAAUGCAGUUCUUGAUGGCACUGACUGUGUGAUGCUGAGUGGUGAAACAGCUGCAGGUGCUUACCCUGAUCUAGCAGUUCAAACAAUGGCUAAGAUCUGCUUGGAAGCAGAGUCCUAUUUGGAUUAUGGGGCUGUUUUUAAAGGAAUCAUAGCAGCAGCACCAGUUCCUAUGAGCCCAAUAGAGAGUCUUGCAUCAUCAGCUGUGCGAACUGCCAACUCUGCUAAGGCAUCUCUCAUAUUGGUUCUGACCAGAGGAGGAAGCACUGCAAAACUAGUAGCAAAAUACAGGCCCGCAAUGCCAAUAAUUUCAGUGGUGGUUCCGGAGUUGAAGACAGACUCGUUCGACUGGUUCUGCAGUGACGAGGCUCCCGCAAGGCAUAGCCUUAUAUUCAGAGGAUUGAUUCCGGUAUUGAGCUGUGCAACUGCAAAGUCUUCAGACACCGAGGCCACUGAUGAAGCUAUCGAUUUUGCUCUUCAGCAUGUGAAAGCCACAGGCCUAUGCAAAUCUGGAGAAUCAGUUGUGGUAUUGCAUCGAGUUGGAGCUGCAUCCGUAAUUAAGAUCUUAACGGUUCAGUGAUUAUGUUACGAUGGCUGGAAAAUUUUCUUGGCUGCAAUUUUAUUGUAGCAUCUAAAUCCUAUCGUGGGUCAGUUUUGCAAACUACUAAGUCUCCUAUUUUAAUUUUGUGGUUUUCACCUUUUGAAUAUGAUUUCUUAUUAAAAUUAUGGGUUA
Messenger RNA from Musa acuminata subsp. malaccensis (wild Malaysian banana), 1761 nucleotides. Its product is annotated as pyruvate kinase, cytosolic isozyme. Gene Ontology annotation, biological process: glycolytic process. The record is from RefSeq and is a predicted model, not a curated record. Lineage: Eukaryota; Viridiplantae; Streptophyta; Magnoliopsida; Zingiberales; Musaceae. Gene Ontology annotation, cellular component: cytoplasm. Gene Ontology annotation, molecular function: magnesium ion binding; pyruvate kinase activity; potassium ion binding.